Messenger RNA from Ricinus communis (castor bean), 1496 nucleotides. Its product is annotated as origin of replication complex subunit 2. Gene Ontology annotation, cellular component: nuclear origin of replication recognition complex; nucleus. NCBI's taxonomy places the organism in Eukaryota, Viridiplantae, Streptophyta, Magnoliopsida, Malpighiales, Euphorbiaceae. Bases 170 to 1261 code for a protein of 363 amino acids. Gene Ontology annotation, molecular function: DNA replication origin binding. Gene Ontology annotation, biological process: DNA replication. The transcript is spliced from 6 exons. The record is from RefSeq and is a predicted model, not a curated record.
AACUACCAGCACUCCCCUUUACCAUCCAAACACAUGUUCAUUUGAAGCCACUGUUUGUGUGCGAUGUUUUAGACUUUCAAAUUCAUGUACUUUCUAUAUCUCUUACUUCAAUUCCUUCUUACCAUUUUUCCUCAAUUUAUUUUAAUUCGUAAUUUUGAUUGCUUAAACCAUGGAAAUGAACGAUGUCGAAGAAGAGGAACUUGGAUUCUCGAGGAAUUACUUUCUAGCAAAAGAGUUGGGCAGUACGAAUAAGAAAUCAGCCAGCAAGAUUUCUGACAUUGAUCUUGUGGAUGAACAGGAGCUAAGAGCAGCUGCAGCUAAUAUUGAACCAAAACAUGAGAAAGAGAUAAUUGCUCUUAUGAAUAGUUAUAAGAAGCUUUAUCCCAGAUGGGUUUUUGAGCUUAGGUGUGGUUUUGGCCUUCUAAUGUAUGGAUUUGGAUCUAAGAAGGCCUUAAUUGAAGAUUUUGCUUCUACAGCAUUAACAAAGUAUCCUGUAAUGGUAGUCAAUGGCUAUCUUCAGUCAAUUAAUCUAAAACAGGUUAUAAUUGCUUUAGCUGAACUUUGGUCGGAUCAAUUGAAAACCAAGCGAAGGACUUCAUCAAGCAUUUUACCUAAAGUUCUACAGCCAUUUAGUUCUCGGUCCAUGGAUGAUCUUCUUGCUUUCUUGGAUGCAUCACAUGUGGAGGGAAAUGAUUCUUUUGUAUGUGUUGUCAUUCAUAACAUUGAUGGGCCUGGAUUAAGAGACUCUGAAAACCAACAUUAUCUUGCACGAAUUGCUUCUUGUUCGCAUAUCCGUAUCAUUGCCUCUAUUGACCAUGUCAAUGCACCCCUAUUGUGGGACAAGAAGAUGGUUCACACACAGUUUAAUUGGUAUUGGUAUCAUGUUCCCACAUUCGCACCAUAUAAGGUUGAAGGAAUCUUCUUUCCGCUGAUUCUUGCACACAGCAGCACAGCCCAAAGUGCCAAAACAGCUGCAAUAGUUUUACAGAGUUUGACUCCCAAUGCUCAGAGUGUGUUCAAAAUUCUUGCAGAAUAUCAACUGUCUCAUCUUGAAGAAGAAGGCAUGCCUAUCGAUAAUCUAUAUGCAGUCUCUCGGGAGCAUUUCCUUGUGAGCAGCCAGGUUACACUGAACUCCCAUUUGACAGAAUUCAAAGAUCAUGAGUUGGUCAAGACUAGAAGGCGCAACGAUGGCCAAGAUUGCUUGUACAUCCCUCUUACAGCUGAUGCACUUGAAAAGCUACUUUCUGAAAUUAGUCAAUAAUGUACUGUCAUUUAUACACAUGGCCGUUACUUUUAGCUUGAAAUAUCUUAAUUCACUCGUGUUCCUAGUGCACGAACUAAGUUCGUGAUUUUGCUUGGCUGAACUCUGAAUUUGGGCCUGCUAGCAGAUUCUUCCACAUUGCACUCGGUUUGGCAAGGUAAUGCCAGUUUAGACAGAGGUGAUGGGGAGUGGAGAAGGAAAUUAAUUUAUAAUGCCUCUUGGAUAGCCAGACUUA